Molecule: messenger RNA, 10011 nt
Organism: Phaedon cochleariae (mustard beetle)
Lineage: Eukaryota; Metazoa; Arthropoda; Insecta; Coleoptera; Chrysomelidae
Source: the annotation of a GenBank genome assembly
AAAAAAUGUCUUUCAUUCAGAUUUGGUUGUAGAAUGUAGAUUUCAAAUAUUUGAUUACAUUGUUCAUUGUUGUUGGGUGUGUGUGUAUCUGUUGUUGGAACUGUGCGUAUCUCUGGUUGGAAGUGUUUUUCGCUCGAACCCGGAGCAAACGCGAAUAUCGAAUCUAUCAUCGAAUAAUGAAAUAGUAUAAGAAUUUCGGUAUCAAAAACGCACAAUUUCCUAGUCAUAUAAAAUGGUACAUGCGAUUAUUUUGUGUAAAUAAUAAGUUUUUUGCAGACUCUAGCCCAAGAUAAAAAUGGGGAAUUAUAUAUUGAGCACCAUCCUCUUCAGGCUUCUUCUACCAGCUGUUAUAUCUGUUUGUAUAAUAUUUAGGCCAUCUGGUCUAUCUGCUAUCUAUCUACUAGUCCUCUGUUACUUGCCGUUCGUUCCGGUGCCGACGGAAAAGACUUUGAAUGGCCACACAGGCAUAUUUUUCAAAAUAUUUCUAGUCAUAUCAGUACUGACGCCUAUAUCCCAGUUGGCAUUCCAAGUAUUCUUACUCUUGAAGCCACCCUACGCACAUCUUUUAAAGGAUGAUCCUUUCCUGGAAAAAAUCCUUCGUCAUGCCGGAUUCGUCAGACUUGACGGUUUGGCGGCUGCCAUCGCUUUCCUGUGGCUGUCACCCGAAGUUGUUUUUUUGGCGGCGGCCAUAGCGUUCUACGUGACCGCUAAAAAACUCAAUGCCCCCUUACCUAUCACCGUAGAAGAGUCAUCUGUGAUGGCUGUCGAUGUCGACACGCCUAAACAGAAGAAAACAAGUUCUCAGACCUUUCUGGUAGCCUUGGGACGAUAUUGCGUUUUGACAACUCUCUGCCUAGCAGCUGUGAUGAGGCCGUCUGUACAGGGUGGCCUCUAUUUCCUGGUAUUUCUGAGCGCUGCCACUUGGUGGGCCUGCUACAGACCCCUAAGGAAAUGUUUCGCCAUAGUACUUUGCUGUCUGGUACCAAUAGUCUUCAUUCACAUAUGGACUCUGUAUGCCUAUCAACUUCCUUGGUCACAAGAAUUCCUACCAAAACGUAGUCCGUAUGCAAGGUAUUUUGGGUUGACCCAGCUCGUGAAAAUUCGCGAUAAUGACACCACGGUUGAUCUCUUCGAUAAUGGCGAUUCAAACGGUACUAUAGUGGAUGAGAGUGAUCACAACAUUACUGAUGUCAUGACUCUAUUGAGUACUACUCUUAGUCCAUUGAGUAGCACUUUGGUAUCGGAUGAACGAGAAUACGUUUUUUCAAAGACUGAAGAAUGGGCGUCAUUUGUCAAUCCUAUUAUUCUGUAUAUUUUGUAUUACAUUUUGAUAUUGGAAAGCAAGGAACUCCUGAAACCAGAGUUGGCACAGAAGCAGGGCACCUUCUCCCGAUUGGAAGGUAGUUUCACUGGCGAUUUGAGCAGACAGAUGUCUCAGCGGUUGUCGAAACAGCAGUUGAUACGUUCGACGACUACUAAAAAGAAAUGGCAGAGCGCUACUCGAAAAGUCCGAAUUAAUUUAGAACCAGACAUUCGCCAAACUGAGCCUACUGAGAAUACACCCUUAAUUCGUGGAGUAAGUCCUUCGAAAAAACGAGCCGGUUCUGGAAAACGUAGUGGGAUUUUCCAGGACUCGACAGGUAGUGCCACAGUGACAGGAGAGGGUGAAGAGAUACCACUAGAUGAAUUCGAUGAAGGUCAAGCACUUGAAAUAUCUCUGUUUGAAAACGUCAUGUAUGGCCUGGAAUCUAUUCUCCAACUCAUUGUACGGUCAUCGUACAUUGCUACCAAUAUAAUCAUGAUGGCUUGGAGCAUAACAUACUUGAGUUGGAUAACCUUCGUCCUUCUCAUUUGGGCCAACCUAAUAUGGCUGGUACCCAAGCAAAGAAAAAACAUGCUUCACUCCAGCCCAUUCCUGGUGCUAUACGCCUGGUUCCUUCUGAUAUCAGCCUACAUAUUCUCCAUGAAUUUGACGAACGACGAACUGCCUGCUGAGUUGGAGGGCUUCAAUCUGAAGGAAAUCGGCUUCGAAAGGGUCGGUAAUUUACCGUGUCUACCGCUGAUCGUCAAGUGUCUGUAUACCGUGAUGUUUUGGGUCACUUUGAGGCAGUACAUGCAAGAACGCAUGGAGGCUAGACAGAAAAGUGCCUUAGCGGAUAUGGUGGCGCCCCUGCAGGUCACCGUAGGGACUGCUGCAGGUGUAGAGAAAGGUCAAGAAAAGACCGGCAACAAAACAUUGGAAAGAUUUGGGCGAUUGAUGAAAAGAUUUCUCACAAAAUGUUGGAUUUGGGUAGUGGCUACAACACUAUUUGCAGUCGCUAUCACUGGACAAAGGAUGACUGGGUUCAGAAUUGUCUAUAUGGCCCUUUUCAUAUUUUUCAUUUUGUCUUUCCAGUUUUCUUUCAGAGUUUGGAGGAAACUAAUGUUCGCGUUCCUGUUAACUGUGAUUAUAUAUUCUAUGAUAAUACUGGUACUUAUUUAUACAUAUCAGUUCAAGGAGUUUCCCUUAUAUUGGAAAGAAUAUAUUCACCUACCUAUUGAACAGCAAAAAGAUAUGGGGCUGGAACAAUUCGAGACCAAACUACUGUUUGUGCGACUCGUCACUCCUACAUUCUUCGUGAUAGUGACGGUCAUUCAACUGCAUUACAUUCAUGACGAUUUCAUGGCUCUGUCGGACCCGAAGAACACCAGCGAAAUAGCUGACGAUGAUAAUGAUGCGGAAGACUUGGAGCAGAGUUCUAUGCAAGGAGGGGCCUUCAUUGAUCGCAGUCAAAAAGAUGAUUCUUUUUCUAGUGCCAACUAUGAUUUGUAUGAGCUCGGAAAUUUCUCCUCGCUGCAGUUUCAACAUUUAGCACAGUCGUGGCUGAAGAAGCUUUACAGAUUGAAAAAUCUGACGUUCCGUUUCUUGGAAUUGCACAUGUCCAAAGUGGUGCUGCUUUUCGCCAUGUUGAUGUGCAUUCACGACAAGUGCGCCGUCUACAUGGUCAUCGUCAUUCUGAUAUCGAUGGCCUUCACUUUCGGAAGGCCAGUGCAGCUGUUCGCCAUUUAUUUGAGCUCUCUGCUCGUGUCUGUGCUCCUGCUGGCCCGAAUGAUAUACCAAAUCAAGUAUAUCACUCCGAAGAAUUGGAACGUGAACUGCACGGUGUCUGAUAACCCCGAUAUGAACGAAACCACAGUGAAUAUAUUUCCUUGGUUAGGUUUCCACAAAGCUGAAAAUUCGGAAAAAUCUCUGGCUGGUUUACUGAAAUGGAACAUAAUCUACAUUUUGGUGGUAACAUUGUGGAGUGUCAUUUUGGUUAGACAGUAUAACUACAGGAUGUCCAGAGGCAGGCCUACCACUAGGGCGUUUUUCAUGUUCCCAACAAUCACCAGGGACGAUGCCGAUAAAAGUUUGACACAUUUCUCCAAAUAUAUGGCGAAUUAUGGAUUCUACAAAUUUGGUGUGGAGAUUUCUCUUAUUAUGACAGUGGUCGUGAUUGGAGCAAGAUUUGAUGCGUACUCUGUACUGUAUGGAAUUUGGUUGUGUACUCUCUUCUCUUUAGGAAGGAAAACUCUAUCGAGAAUUUGGGUGUUCUACUUGAUUUUCAUUGCAGUGGCCUUACCAUUUCAAUAUUUCAUGGCCGUAGGUCUACCUCCUCCAUUGUGUCAAGAGUUUCCUUGGGACCACCCCAUACUUUUUAUGAAGGGGUUACAAGAUUGGGCAUUCCUUCCCGAUAUCUACAACCCUCCACCUGUCGAGAAACUCAUAUACGAUUUUCUCCUACUCGUCAUAGUUUCUCGACAGUGGGUUGUGUUCAGAAUCGAGAAACGAUACGAGCACAGCAAUUACGCAGGUGGUUCUAAUGGAAGCAUUAUACACCAUGCAGAGGAGCAAGAUUUCGUUAAUCCUGUUCCUGACUUCAUAACAUACACCAGGUCGUACCUGGAUGUUCUGAAAAAGUUAGUUCUUCAAAGUUUCCUGUGGAUCACUUUGGCCAUCGUAUUUUUGGCUGGCACCAACAGGGUGAAUAUAUUUUCCAUUGGAUACCUACUCGGAGCGUUCGUUUUUCUAUGGCAUGGUUCGGAUUUCUAUUUGAGACCUAUACCGAAAAUACUGAGACAGUGGCAAAUGCUGUUAGGCUUCAACGUAACGGUGAUUUUCAUCAAGUGCUGGUUCCAGCUGAUCGGCUGCGUGUUCCUGCACAACAUUCCGAUCAGCUGCUGCUGGCUGGUGCAGCUGCUGGGGAUCGGCUGCGACAAGAAGUUCGGAGUCGACGAGGACGUGGUGGACGAAACGGUGCCGGAACGCUGCAUGGUGCCGGAAGAGUACAUGGGCAUGGCUUGGGACGGGGUCUGUUUCUGUCUGCUGGUGUUGCAGAGGAGGAUUUUUAAUAGUUACAAUUUCUUUCACAUCGUGGACGAUACGAAGGCGACAACUAUUUUGGCGUCGAGAGGUGCUGAACUGAUUGAGGAAAUCAGGUUGAAAGCUAUGAAGGAGCAAGAUGACAUAGAACAUAAAGUUUUAGAAAAAAUCAAGAUGAAAAUGGACAGAAUCAAGGCAAAUCAACAGAAAAUACAAGAUUCAAUCUAUAGUGGUAGACCAAAAUAUAGAGUGAAGCAACCAAUUACAUAUAAAGAGGCAAUCCGAUCUGGUGACUACUACAUGUUUGAUGAACUUGAAGAUGAGGAAAUCGAUUUGCUUCCUGAAGAAAAAGCAGUCGAAGAAGAAGACAGGCUCAGAAGACCAGACAUGGGAGAGAUCGAUGAAAAUGAACCGAGAAAUGUAAGAAUCCAGGAACUUAAAGAAGAUGAUGGACAACCAGGGACCAGUAAGGAUGAAGAUUUCAGUGAAUUUACUGAUGUGGAGCCCAACAUAUGGAGGAAAAUUUUGUCAUGGCUUAUAUUCAUCUGGGCUUUUGUAGAGAGCGCUAUGGUUAGCAUGACUCGGUUCUUGAACAGGCAUUCAAGUAACUACAGAUAUGUACUGAGAGUCUUAGCAAAGGAAAAGAGAACACUCAAGGAGAAAACACACUAUAAUAUUGGCCUGAGGGUAGGUCCUGGAAAAAUCUGGCAACCAGCAGGGUCCUACCACAGUUUAUUACGGCAUUCUGUGAGAACCUCUGUAAAUCCAGAAAUCACCAGGAUGUCUUUGGACUACGGAGAAGAAAUGUCAUCUUACGAUCAGCCGACCAUAUUCCGGUUACUGCUGGCCGUCUGGUACAUCAUUAUGAGCAAAUCCGAUGUUUUAUGCUAUUUCGUGAUAUUCCUCAAUCAAAUAAAAAACGCGAACUUCAUCUGUCUACCUCUACCCUUCAUGGUAUUCUUCUGGGGCACCCUCACCAUCCCUAGACCGUCGAAAACCUUCUGGGUCACCAUCAUCGCCUACACGGAAGUAAUAGUGCUGCUGAAGUGCCUGUUUCAGUUCGACAUAAUGCCGGGCAAUCAGAGAAGGACCGUAACUGAGUACAAGACAACAAUUUCUGAAACGAACCCUUUUUACCCACCUACUAUUAUAGGGCUGCACAGAAGCAAUAACUAUUAUGCUAUGUGGGAUUUGUUUUUGCUCCUAGUGGUGUUCUUCCAUAGAGUCCUUUUGAAGUCCAUGGGCAUAUGGAGCUCCACCGGCCCGACCACGGCCGCCCUUCUGGAGGACGGCGAGUACCGGCUGAAGGACGGCGAGUUCGUGCCGGUGACGGCGAGUUCGCCGCCGUCCACGUCGUCGAAGAAGUCGAGCAAGUCGACGAGGUCGAGCAGGGCGUCGAAGAGUCGGUCUUCGACGCCGGUCAGUGAGGAGGAGACGAUCCUGAUACGGACCAGACCGAUGCAGAAGAUGCGGCAUAUCUCGAUAGCGAUGAAAAUGGCGAUGGCAAAAUAUGCUCAACACUUCAAAAUCUUCAUUCAAAAUCUGUUGGAUCCUACCUCUAGAACGGCAGCUGAUGUAUAUUCUUUGAUGUUCCUGUGUGAUUUCAUCAACUUCUUCGUUGUACUUUUCGGAUAUUCAUCGUUUGGCUCUCAGCAAGAAGGAGGAGGAGUAGCAGAUUAUCUUCAGGAGAACAGAGUACCAGCACUAUUUUUAUUCAUGCUAAUAUUCCAAUUCAUGCUGAUCAUAAUCGACAGAGGCAUAUAUCUGAGAAAGAAUAUCUUGGGAAAGAUUAUUUUCCAGUUCAUCCAGAUCAUCCUGUUGCACGUCUGGCUAUUCAUUCUAUUUCCUGUGAUAACUGGAAAUCAGUGCAACAAAGUGCUAGCCCCUCAAAUAUACUACAUGGUCAAGUGUUUCUACUUGCUCUUCUCCGCCUUCCAAAUACGGUGCGGCUACCCUACUCGGAUCCUGGGCAAUUUCCUGUGCAAGGGCUACGGCUACCUGAACAUGUUCCUCUACAAGGGCUUCAUGCUGAUCCCGUUCCUGUUCGAGUUGCGCACCUGCAUGGACUGGAUGUGGACGGAGACGUCCAUGACACUGUUUGAUUGGAUCAAGAUGGAGGACAUCUUUUCUCACAUUUUCUUACUGAAGUGUUCGAGGCACGUGGAAGAUGAAUAUCCCCAGCCUAGGGGUGAGAAAAAGAAGGGCCACAUCAAGUAUCUGAUGGGCGGGGCGGUAUUGGUCGUUAUCAUUGGCAUCAUCUGGUUCCCGCUGGUCUUCUUCUCGCUCGGUAAUACCGUGGGGGAACCCAAUCCGCCCACCGACGUCACAUUGGAGAUUCGCAUCGGCCCUUACGAACCCAUCUACAAGAUGUCUGCCCAGAGCAAUUCUAUCGAUCAAUUCACAAGUGGUGAAAUGGAAAUGUUGAUGACGCUUUAUAACGCUUACAAGAUAUCCGAAACGUUUAUAUACAACUACGAGGCAGUGGACGUUGCCGCAGUCAAAUUGAGUUCGGAUUCAGCCAAUAUAUGGGCUAUAUCCCCACCUGAUCGUAAAAGAAUGGUAGCAGAAAUAGAAUCACCUCGACCUUUGGAAAUCAGAUUGUUUUAUAAGGUGUCGCACAAAACCAGUAAGCCGGAAGACUCCGGUAUAAUUUCCGAUUUCGUCGAGCGAGUGAUACCGCCAAGUACUGAAAUGGAGAACAACACGAUCCGUCAGAAUCUGCUGAAGAUGUUGGAAGGCGGAGAGGCCGAUCCAGUGCAAUUCACUUUCCUUUUGCCCAAGUUCCUGAAAGUCACCAAUAGGGGAACAGCGAAGCCAAUCGACGAGCUUAUGCUCGCCCAUCCAAAGAAACUUUCGAAAGAAUUCCGUAACAUAACAAUAAGUCUGUUACGACCGAAUAAUUCAUUGCUGCAUGAGGGAGAAUGGUGGCAGAUACAUGAAGAGUGCGGUACCCCGGACGACAAGAACUACGAAGUUUUUUUGAAGAAAAUACCCUACGAAGAUUGCAAAAAUUAUAUAGUCAUGUAUACUUUCAACGAUAAAGUGUUCCCGUCAACUUUGGACUUUAUCACUGGAGGAGGCAUCAUAGGCCUCUACACCACCCUCGUCUUCCUUGCGUCGCGCGUCCUGCGUGGCUUCUUCGCCGACGGCUGCGCCAAAAUCAUGUUCGAGGACCUGCCGAACGUCGACAGGGUGUUGCAACUAUGCCUGGACAUCUAUCUGGUGCGCGAGGCGUACGAGUUCUGCCUCGAGGAGGACCUAUUCGCCAAGCUGGUGUUCCUGUUCCGGUCGCCGGAGACGCUGAUCAAGUGGACCAGGCCCAAAGAGGAGGUGGCCGACGAUGAUGAUCCGGAGGGGGAUGGGGAGUGAAUUUAUGAGAGGGGGUUGUUGGUCUUGAUCGGCUGAAUUUUGUGGUUGUCAAGAGGUUGUUUGUUGUAUUGUUGUUUGAAAUUCGGAGAGUUGCUCUGAAUGUUGCCGGAGUCGUUUUGUCUGGAUAUGCACGAGCGUUUCCAUGCUACAGGGAGGCCACUGAGCUACUCUUGAUUUGUCUUUUUUCUCAAGGAAAUAACGGGUUUUAACAAUGUUUGAGUGCUACAUGAUCGUUUUGUAUGCGUCAUCUCCUUUCUGCACAUGUUGAAGAUACAAAGGAAUUGCAAAUACACGACUGGCAAAACAAAUCUUCUCAUGAAACCAUCUAUUGAAGUGAAUAUGCAUAGAGGUUCACGAGUAGCUGAUAGAGAGGAAACAAAGCGACAUUAUACUUGUCUGUAGCUCGUGUGGCAAACAUGCGAUAUCUAGGUGGAAGGCAAAGUUUAACAGUGUUGCUUUGUUUUUCUCUCUCUUAGAUACUCGUGAACCUCUAUGUGUAUGCACUUGAAAAGAUGGUUUAUUUGGCCAUACGUGGAUAAAUAAGAGGCUACUUGGUUGCACAGUAUUAUUCUGUCAUGUGGCUCUCAAUCAGUGUUGAAGGGUAUUUAUAUAUUUUUCACUUGUACUAUUUCCGCAGUCUUCAUGAUUAUCUUCCUUCCGGUACGCCGGGAAGAAAUUUCACUGCCUUGGUACGGGGUUGAAAGUAAAAAAGAAGGAGAAAAUGCAUAUUCUCUGGGUAUGAAAUUGUCUGGCGACGAAAAUCUCGAGAGACACAUUUGUCUUGUUUCUGUAUCGAAAUAGCGGUAUUGAAUUGAAAAAAAACUUGUUUGUCAAAAUGUCGCUAAUUGGAAUAAUAAUUGUUGCUUUCCUUGAUCUGUAUUGGUGUCGCAGAUUUCUUUACUUUACUUUGCUUGAUGCAACUUGAUAUAUUCCUCAAAAAAGUUGUAUGUUUCGAGGAUAUUUUGGGUGAUAUAUCUAACACAAAACAACUAUUCUCGCUAUAUCAGAUGACGAAUAUUGGACAACUUCUCUAAGUUAUCAAAAAUGUCUAAAGCAAAAAGAUUCUGCAUUUCUCAGAAUUCGAAUAGGAAUUAUGAAUCUAGUACAUACUACACAUCUAGAAGAAUAAGAUUAUGAAACGGAAGUAAUCAUAAAUAAUAUAUACAAAAUAUAUAAUAUUACUAAUCACCAUGAGUUCAUUCAAUGGAGAUUGAUUCUUGAUAAGUAGAUAGUUCACAACAGGAUAUUAUAUUGAGUAAAAAUAUUUUUUGACUCCCGAAAUUCUUGUCUAGAUACCGUAAAAUAAAACCAUAUUUUUAUAUUUCUGAAGAAAAUUGUCGUUAUCUGUUAGAUAUAACAAUCAUUUCAAAUGUUCAUAAUUUCUUCUUUCAGUCAGAUGACUAUUUCUUUUAAUCACAUCUUCAACAGCAGAUAUUAUAAACACUUGAUUUGUAGUAAUAAGAAAUUAAGAAUUAUUGAAUUGUUACUUACUAUAUUACAAAAAUAUUUUCAUGUUCACUCUAAUUUGAAUACAUAAUUCAAAGGAAUUGAAAACUUCAGUAUUCCAACACUGCUACACAGUUGUAGAUUAUAUAAUAAUUAUGAUGAAUGAAUUUUUGAUGCCUUUGAAGUAGAAUAACCAGUGGAAAAUUAUUGUGUGGUUAAAUCCUGCGAGUUUCGAUGAUGUAUACCUUUUUUGGGUUGGGGAAUAGAAAAUAGUAGUAGGAUCUCCUUUGGUUUCGAGAAAUUGAAAGUGAAAGAAAUGUUAUGUUUUUUUUGGGAACCUUCUUACAACUACUACAGUUUGGUAGUGAAUUCAGUGGUAUAUCAAAACACCUGCACUUAAUAUUCAAUUGUGCUAUUCUAAUGAAUUUUCACGAUGAGCAUAGUGAAAACCCAAAAUUUUUACGAAUUCAGAUAAUAUAUAUUCUAAUUAUUUUCUGUAAUACUGAUGAUUGAUGCAUUUUUCCUGUUGUAUAUCAUUGAUAUAAUCUCUGUGUCUUGUAUCAAAUACUGAAGCGUAUUUGAGUCGAUUUCCUAUUCAUGCCAAAAUAUUUAGAUUAUGUGAAAACGUGUGAUUUCUUCCACCAUUAUUAUACAGGUUGUCCAAUAAGUCAUGGAUCUGAAGAAGUGGGGUGGUAGGGGGAGUCAUUUUGAAUCAAACUAACCGUAUAUGUGGUUAUCCAAUUGUUGAUGGUUCAAAAACUUGAUUUCUAUAAAAAAAAUAAUUCAAUAGAACUAUGUCAUAUUUGUGAUUUUUUCUUUCACAAAUGUCAUCCACAUGGAUGCACCUAUCCCCA